Molecule: messenger RNA, 2649 nt
Organism: Mycena indigotica
Lineage: Eukaryota; Fungi; Basidiomycota; Agaricomycetes; Agaricales; Mycenaceae
Product: Peptidase A1 domain-containing protein
Exons: 12
Coding region: 1-2649 (882 amino acids)
Biological process (GO): proteolysis
Molecular function (GO): aspartic-type endopeptidase activity
Source: RefSeq, a predicted model, not a curated record
AUGCAGACAGCGCAGCUGGCCCUGCUUUCCUUCACUUUCACCUUCUUUUGCCUUUUCCUUCUUUCAGUUCCCACCGUCUUGGCCGUGCCUUUUGAGACCCCUCGUCUCCUACAUCCGAAACGAACAGAACAUGGUGUACAUCUACCUUUAUUCCGGACCGAGAAACGACAUAAUUUGCAGCGGAGGGAGGGGUUGACUGGAGCGGCGGGGCUGGGCAACUUUUUCGAUGUGACCUACAGUGUUCUAGUGAAAGUUGGAGGGAUGGAGACGCCACUUGUCCUUGACACUGGCUCUUCCGACUUAUGGGUCGCCAGCGACGCUUGCACAAACUGCGAACGUGGAGUGGUGCCUCUUUUCCCACAAUCAACCGUAACCAAGACUGGGAUGAACGUUGACCUUCUCUACGGUGAUUCUUUGACCGGCACACAUGCUGCGGGGAUUAUUGGUUCAGACACAAUCGUUUUUGGAGGCAUCUCUAUCCCAAACCAGUUCUUUGCUGCUAUCAACGACACUACUACUACGGUCAUUGAAAACAAAUGCGCCGGCCUCUUUGGACUCGGUUUCGCUUUGAACAGUGUUAUCUGGAACCAGAUCUUUGCUGCACAGUUCACUAGAUCGCGGUCAAGUCGUCGGGACGUAAUCUCUCGCCAACACACUCCUUCAAACUAUGGCACGAGAUUUUUCCCUCACCUCAGCCAGCUUGUUAGUGGUACUCAGAAACGAGCUUCUGCUACUGACUUGACUGCUGCCGCCUUUAAAUCAUACUUGAAAGAGGGCCCCGCGUUCCCCCGUAUGGUUGCUGCUAAAUCCCUUCAACUACCGAUGUUUAGCAUUGCUCUCCAACGCAACACACUCGAUAUCGGAGGAAAUGCAGGUGUCCUUACUAUGGGCGAAUUACCAUCUGGAGUUCAGUCUUCAUCACUGACAUGGAAUCACAUCCGUGGCUAUCCUGGCGUGUUGGAGGCCCCGCCAGACUCGCCAAAUGAGGUGUACCCUCUCGCUUGGGAGCUAUUCAUAGAUGAUGUCUACCUGGACGGUGUCGUUCUGCCGCGUUCAAAUCUGAGUUCUUCGAGUAUCAGACUCUCGGCCCUCAUUGACACAGGAAACUCCCUUAUACGCGGUCCUGCUGAUGUGCUGAGCGUGAUGAAUCGACGCCUUGGUGGCCAGACCUUUGCUUGCUCGACUCCUCACACGCUUGCUUUCAAGAUUGCUGGAAAGAUGUUUCCCGUAGACCCGCGUGACUUUGCGGCGCAGGCUAAUGAGGGCGAGAUGCGGAAUUGCAUUGCGAAUGUCUUUCGAACAGACCCGCCGGAGGAUGGGCGAGGAUAUCAGCAUAGCUGGAGCUUGGGCGACCCUUUCCUCAGAAGCGUCCUCUCAGCGUAUUAUUUCGGGAACCUCACUCACCCGUCCCGCGAUCCACCACUUAUUGGCCUGCUUUCUACCGUCCCACCUGAUGCUGGGGAUCUGUAUCGAAAAGCUGUUGCUAAUGCGAUCAACAACAAUAAAGGAAACCCAGUCUCGACUUUCGAGCCAGCACCAACGGGUGUACCCAAGUUCUCGACGACAGGCGUGCCUGUUGCCCGCCCCGCGGGGAAACUGGGUGGGAGCCCGAGUCCCACGAAAUACAUCGGUUUGGCGCUGCUGGUGUUGAAUAUCGGGUCAUUACCGGGGGUCUGGCAUGUUCGAGUCUUUGCCGUGUUGAUCGAGGCGCGUCUGGAGCAAGGCUGGCAUAUCCUUACACAUUUCUACCUCAACCGUGAAGCCAAGCGACGUGCGUGGCACAAAUGGUUCGAAGACCGCCAACCGGUUGGGCUCCAUCCCUUCAAGAAGGUGUUUGCGUAUAGGAAGUUCGUUAGUUUUGACGAUGCAGACUUUUAUUUGCACCAGAGUAACUCCUCGUAUCCUCGUGCACUCGACUCUGUGCGAUUUAGAUUGGCAUUGAGCACUUUCCCCAACUUGUUCCGAGCAGGAGGCUUUAGUCCGCUGGCUGCAACCCAUUUCCACUUCAUACGGGAGAUUCCGAUGCUGUCUACCUACGAAAUGUAUAUGGUGUGCCGCUUUGUGAAGCCCGCAUCUGCCAAAUCAAGAGCAAACCUCAAGCGGUCUCGGUCGCCUGCUAUUGAGAGUGGUGCAACCCCACCACUCGAAGAGAGUUUUGUGCCAAAUAUCACAGCGCCGGCGACUCCAUUGACUGGAGAAGUCACACCCGCCGCGCUCAAGCAGCUAAAACAAGGGGCCGAGCCAGAUGCAGUCUCUCGGGCCUUGUUAGCACGUGCAGCCCAACAGAAGGAGUCAGAUGGGUCGCUUUUGUACACGGUCUCGGUUUCCCAGCUCUGCUACAAAGUUGGUCGUAUCACUGUCCCGCCCGCCGUCAUUCUCGCUACCAAUGGCUGGUACGCUGCCCCCGACGGUGCAACCGCCAAUGGCCCACCGCCGUAUUGGGCCAAGGUAUCAGAAAUGACUGCCCCAGACAAGAUGCGUGAACUAGGCGCCUUCUAUCGAGGGGGGUGGAAAGACGUGCCUGCUGGAGAACGAUUUUGGGAGGAAGCUUUCAAGGCGUGUGACGAGGAGCGGAUAACGCGCCUAUUGCCUUUUGGAUCUGCAGGCUUAAGUGGUGGUCUUGCUGGUGCGAGAGGGAUAUCACCUUAG